Molecule: messenger RNA, 3419 nt
Organism: Anthonomus grandis grandis
Lineage: Eukaryota; Metazoa; Arthropoda; Insecta; Coleoptera; Curculionidae
Exons: 2
Coding region: 378-1406 (342 amino acids)
Molecular function (GO): nucleic acid binding; zinc ion binding
Source: RefSeq, a predicted model, not a curated record
UCCCUAGAGAGCACCGAUAAGGAAUAAGGACGACAGUCUUUACCUGCUUGGUGAACCGAGAACACAUCUACGGGUCGGGCAAUAUUUAAAACUAACUAGUCUGUUACAAAUUUUAUAUUUAAUAAAUGACAGCUUAUUCUCUAUUCGGUGAGAUUGGCCUAUGUGCCUAGUACUUUUACGGAUAUUUGUGUUGUGUAAAAGUGCAAGGGUCGAGUUUUAUGACUGUAUAUCAAAACAGGGGAAUUCAAGUGUUUACCUACUGAUUUAGUUUUGGCUGAAAUAUUUUUGUUAUAAUAUUUUAACGUAUUUUAAUUUAAGGAUAUUUGUAGUUAAAAACAUUUAUUGAUAUACGCUAAUAAUAAUUAAGUGUGAGUAAAAUGGGUCGUCGUAGAUCUAAGUCUUCAAGUUCCAGCUCUAGUUCAAGCUCAGAUGACUACGACUAUAAAAGAAACACUUGUAAAAAAGAUAACAGACGAAUAAAAACACAAACAAAAUCAAAAAGAUUGAUACCACCACCACGUGAAAAUUCGACUCAAAUUAUAAGAGUAGUGUCUUCUCCUAGUGAGGCGUCUACUUCAAAUGCUGACUCCAGAAUUGAAAGGCUUGAGGCUUUAGUUGAAAAAUUAAUUGAGAGCAACUCAAAUAGAAAUAUGCCAUCUUCUUCAAGGACUAUGGCUAGAGCAGAAUGUAUUCCAGAAUAUUCUCCCGGAAAUCCGAAUUUAAGUUGUGCUGAAUGGAUUGAAAAAAUAGAGCAACUUGCUUUGGCAAAUCAGUGGGAUGACCAUGUAAUUAUUUUCAAUAUGCAAAGUCGAUUGACCGGAUUGGCUAGAAAAUGCUAUGAUAAUUUAUCAAGUUAUGCUUACACUUGGGAUGAGUGGAAAACGCUGUUAAAUAAAAGUUUUCCUGAACACCGAGAUUUUGGGUCUCUUUUGGAACGACUUGUACUUCGAAUUAAAAUAUCAUUAGAAAGUUGGGAGCAGUAUUAUUUUGCAAAAAUGCAUCUCUUAAAUGCAUGUGAAAUUCCCGGUAAAAAGGCCGUAUCCUGUAUCAUUCAUGGUAUUUCGGAUCCCACAAUACAGGCAGGUGCACGUGCUGGACGAUAUAAUAAUCCUGAAGAAUUGUACGCAGAAUACCUGUCUAGUUUGGCUACAGAGGUAAUAAAAUCCAAAGACUUAGAUAGCCAAAAAUACGAUUCGAGAGGUUCAAAACGCUUCCACAAAGGAUCGGAAUUUCCAGUAAAGAAAUUUAAAGGGCCUCAAAUACAGAGUCAGUUUAAACCAGUUGCAAAAUGUUAUAACUGUAAGGGCAAAGGACAUUUUGCAAAUUCAUGCACAAAACCCAAAAUAGAAUGCGAAAUUUGCAAGCGUUUAGGUCAUUUAGCCGAGGAUUACCGUAGGAAGCUGUAAUGGACCGUUUGGAAAUAAUGCACUGGAGCACUUUUUAUAUAUUUAUUAAAGUUAAAACUAUAAACAAGAUUUAAACUGUUACGGAGUUCUCACUGUAAGUGUUUUGCUCUUCCUUCUGUCGUACAAUAUAUUCUCGUUUUAUCAAUAGGUACUAAUAAUUAUAACAAUAAUAUCUUAAUUGAUCAUCCAAAAUCCAACUUCUAUUAUGAGAAAGUAAAUAACUUUCUUAGAAUGACAAAACAACUUAAUUACCUCUCAUCUUCUUACAAAUUAAUAUUUAACUAUUAUACAAAGAAUGGUUUUAUUGAGUCGAAGAUAACAUUACGAUGGGAAAAAUACAUAAUAAAGUAAUUAGCUAAUCUAUAAGAACGAAACAAAUAUAUUAAGUUUUAUCCUUAAUACAAAACAAGAUAAAGUAUUUACUAAUCUAUGUGAAUGGGAAAAUAGGGAAAUACAGGGAUGUUCAAAUAAUAUGUAUGAUAUAUAGGUCGGCACAUUACACCUCCCUCCUUAAAAUGAAAGUUGGAGUUUUAACGAGAACUUUCUACUUAUCUUAUAAUGAUUAACAUUAUAUAUUUCUAAGUUAAAUAACUAAUAAAUAAAAUUAUACACAAUAAUCGAACUAAAUUUAGGAAUACAAUAAUUAUAAUAUUAAGUUUUAUCCUUAAUACAAAACAAGAUAAAGUAUUUACUAAUCUAUGUGAAUGGGAAAAUAGGGAAAUACAGGGAUGUUCAAAUAAUAUGUAUGAUAUGUAGGUCGGCACAUUACAAAGCCAUUGAAGAGUCAAGUAGUAGAAUCGGUAAUUCCAGAGGCCGAUUAUAAUAAAAACUAUUAUUUUGAUGGUUACAUUAACGGAAAAUGUAUUAAAACAUUCAUAGAUUCAGGAUAUGGAGCUGUUUUAAUAAGAAAAACAGAUGCAGACAAACUAGAUCUACGAUAUACCCCGAGUUCAAUGAUCGUAUCAGGGUAUGGUGGUGCAAUUAUCAAUGUGAUAGGUGAAACAAAAGUGUCGGUCAAAAUCGAUUUGGCCGAAGGAAAUGUUGACGCCUUGAUUGUGCCAGAUACUUCCCAAGACGUACCCGUUAUGAUUGGCUAGACUUUCCUUAACCAACCUGGAUUUCUUACGAUAGUGUCUGGGAAAAAAGUUAGGAUUGUGCCAGCUAAUAUGGACUUGCAAAAAGUUCUUGGUCUCCCUGCUAGGAAGAUACCUUUAUGGGCCAAGAACGAAACAGUGGUGCCGUGGUGCCAUCUACGAUGAUGUGUAUAUUCGAGGUGGCUUAAGACCAGUACCAGGCCAAGAGCACUAUGUAAAUGAAUGUGUAACAAAGGGGGAAGAUGGUUACGUGACCGUGGAAAAUCUGUCAGGAAAAGAUCUCCUGGAUAUUCCGACUUCCACGAGGACGUGGAGCUAGGUAGCGCAGCCGACUGUAAAAUGACCAGCUGGAUGGAAAAAACCACCAGAUGUAGGCUGCACUAUCAGUCCCUAGAGAGAACCGAUAAGGAAUAAGGACGACAGUCUUUACCUGUUUGGUGAACCUAGAACACAUCUACGGGUCGGGCAAUAUUUAAAACUAACUAGUCUGUUACAAAUUUUAUAUUUAAUAAAUGACAGCUUAUUCUCUAUUCGGUAGUUUGGACAUUUUAGCCUAUCGUUUAUGAUAUGUGCUUUUGUUUUGUUUUGACAAAUCUCGUUUUUAACAAUGUAAGUACGCUUUAAAAUUCGUUUUUAUUCAGCAUUUUUCCAACUUUUGAUAAGCGUAGUAUCUAUGUAAAUUGUGUCUUUUACUUUUAGUCCUCGACCUGAUGAUGCGAUGAUAUUGUAAUCGCAAAACCGGUCGUCAUAAUAAAAGGAAUUUCUGGUGAAAUAAGACCUUUAUUUUCUACUGUGUUUGCUGGCAAAUACCUAUAUCAAAAAAUCAAUGGUCAAUAAUUCGUUCAGAGUUUAACAAGCUUUUAGAAGUUCAAAAGAAGGAUGAUUUUUUUUUCAAAUAUUAAUAAAUGAACUUUUUACU